Messenger RNA from Torulaspora delbrueckii, 1032 nucleotides. It is a transcript of the gene SGT2, whose product is annotated as Sgt2p. NCBI's taxonomy places the organism in Eukaryota, Fungi, Ascomycota, Saccharomycetes, Saccharomycetales, Saccharomycetaceae. The record is from RefSeq and is a predicted model, not a curated record. Gene Ontology annotation, cellular component: TRC complex; membrane. Gene Ontology annotation, molecular function: molecular adaptor activity; protein binding. Gene Ontology annotation, biological process: post-translational protein targeting to endoplasmic reticulum membrane. The coding region runs from base 1 to 1032 and encodes 343 amino acids. The transcript has a single exon.
AUGUCUCCAAGUAAUAAGGAAGUUGCUUCUUUAAUCGUUGAUUAUUUAUCUCAAUUGGUUGAAAAGAAGGCAGUCUCAGAAGAGGCUAUCGAUUCAUUAAACGUGGCCAUCGAUUGUAUUGGUGAGUCCUUUGAAGUUCAAAAGGGCGAUUCAAAAGCAGUCUUCGGUGGUAAGGGUCUAGUUGAACUUUUGCAGAACGAAUCUGGCUCUUCAUCUGAAACUGCCACUACUCAAGCCGAGAGUAUUAAGGUCAAUAUACCAGCGGAAGAUGCUGAAACGAAGGCCAAAGCAGAGACUUUGAAAUUGGAAGGUAACAAAGCCAUGGCUUGUAAGGACUUUGAUUUGGCUAUCAAAAAAUAUAGCGAUGCAAUUGAAGUUUUGCCUACUAAUGCUGUUUAUUACGCCAACAGAGCUGCUGCUCAUUCCUCUAUGAAGGCUUACGAAGAAGCUAUCAAGGAUGCAGAGAGUGCCAUCAAGACAGACCCAACAUACUCUAAGGGCUACUCGAGACUUGGUUACGCCAAGUUUGCGUUGGGUCAGGCGGAAGAUGCUUUAGAAGCUUACAAGAAGGUUCUUGAUAUUGAGGGUGACAAGGCCAGCGACGUGAUGAAGAGAGAUUACGAGACUGCAAAGAAGAAAGUUGAGCAAUCCUUGGAUUUGGAGAAAAAGCCAGAAACUCAGGCUAGAGGUGCCGAUGCAGGUGCAGGUGGCGCAGGUGGUUCCGGUGGUUUCGGGGACUUUGCUUCUAUGUUGGGAGGUGGUCUUGGUGGUUUGUUGAAUAACCCUCAAUUGAUGCAAGCUGCUCAACAAAUGAUGCAAAACCCACAAGCUAUGUCCCAAAUGGAGAGUAUGAUGCAAAACCCAGGUGUUAGACAGAUGGCCGAAAACUUUGCCCAGGGCAAUGGUAUGCCAAAUAUGGGUGACUUGAUGAACAACCCAGCUCUAAGAGAUAUGGCUGGUAGCCUGUUCGGAGGCGCUAAUGGUAACGCUCCAAAUGAUGUCCCCAAGAACUCAGACAAUGGUAGCAACUAG